AUGCUGAACUCAAAGGAAUAUACUGUUUUCCUUGUUGAUUUGUCCCCUUCUAUGGGAUUGAAACAUCAGAGAAGGUCAAUUACUGAUUUGGAUUAUGGAUUGGAAUACUUGAAAAGUGAUAGGAUCGCCUUGGCUCUUCAUAACCUGUCGACGGGAGAUGAUUUUGAAUUAUUAUAUGAUGACAGUCAAUUCACAUACGAAACAUUACGUGAUUAUUCAAAGAAUUUGAAAGUGAGUAGAAAUAUCAUUGAAAAUAAUGAUUUGAUAAGUUCUACGUUUAAAGCUUUGGAUCAAUUCAAAGAAAAGAUCCAUCUAAAAUUUAAUCGUCAGUUGAUCAUCAUUACGAAUUUGGAUUCAUCUUCGUUAAAUUCAAUGGAACUGGCAGAGGAAUAUGCUAGCAUGGUGGCUACCUACAAUAUUAAGAUAGUGAUGAGUGGAAUUGACUAUGAUCAACGUUUUGAAAAGUCAUCAAUAAAGAACAAAAAUGAAAAUGAUUGGAGAAUAUUACAGCAAAGAAUCCCAAACUUAACUAUCAGAGAUACAUCUUUAUUCAGCAUCAAAUCAUCAAACAAACGAAUAGCCCCACGUUCAAGUUUUGCAGGCGAGCUUAAAUUUGCGGCUGAGAUUCAAGAUCCUUCUGGUGAGGAUGAAACAGCUAACUUGCAUGGUUUAAAUAUAAGAGUGCAGGCUUUCCCAGCUGUGCGACCAGAGACCGUGUUAAAUGGUCAUGACUACAUAGUUGAAGAUGACCAAAAUCGUAUAUCUAUGGUUAAAAGAAAUACUAAAUACUUUAUCAAAAAAUAUACUGGAAGUAAAGAAGAUGAGGAAGGUGAAGAAAUUGAUAUGGAUGAAAACGAAAGUAAUUUAUAUGAAAAGGUUGAGAUUGGUGAUCUGCAUGUUCCUGGAUUUAAAUUCUCCCAACGUGAUAUCAUAGUACUUAAUAAUGAUUUGAAGGAAUUGACAAGAUUGAUUUCCGAUGCUUCAAUUGAUAUAAUUGGUUUUAUUAGAGUCAAGAACUUUCCCAUAGCAUAUUUCACCGACGAAUCAUCAUACGUUAUCCCUCCAAGUGACUCAUCAUACCUGAAUGUGGUUGCAUUUAACUCACUUGUAAAGAGUCUAAUUGACUUGAAGUCUCUAGCAAUAGCUAGAUGUGUAUUUGUUAGUGGAAAAGAAAUCUCAAUUUGUGCUCUUAUGCCGAGAGUUAUUGAUAUAUCAAGUUCAGAAAGCAUUUAUCUGCUCAUUGCAACGCGGAUCGCCUUUAAAGAAGAUGAGAAAAAGGGUCGUUUUCCUUCUUUGACUGAAAUUGAAAAAUCAGAUUUGUUUGAUUCUAAGGAUGCUUCAAAUGAUUCUAAUACUUUACCAUCAGAUGAUAUAAAUAAAGAAAUGGAAAGUUUUAUAAAGGCUAACUCAUUUAAGGAGGAAGGUGAAAGUGAUACGAAUCGAAUUCACAAUAAAAAGGUAUCGAAUUUGGAUGAACUAAAUAAUGAGAAACUUAAUACUUCUUCCAAAUUAUUAAUAGAGUCACCUGCUAUUGAUAAGUAUAUGUAUUAUUUGAGGAGAAUUAUUACCGGCUCUUUAAGUGAACCUUCACUUAACGAAUAUUUGAGCAAGGAAGAUUUCGUUCAGAAGCAUAUGGUACAGGGUCAUGUUAAAAAUGUCUUUAAUUACAAGAAAUUUAUUAAAGAAAAUGCAUUAAGUUUACAAUCACCAUUUGAUAUUCUUUAA
Scheffersomyces coipomensis is the source of this 1725-nucleotide messenger RNA. It is a transcript of the gene YKU80, whose product is annotated as ATP-dependent DNA helicase. The coding region runs from base 1 to 1725 and encodes 574 amino acids. Gene Ontology annotation, cellular component: Ku70:Ku80 complex. Lineage: Eukaryota; Fungi; Ascomycota; Pichiomycetes; Serinales; Debaryomycetaceae. Gene Ontology annotation, biological process: telomere maintenance; double-strand break repair via nonhomologous end joining. The transcript has 3 exons. Gene Ontology annotation, molecular function: telomeric repeat DNA binding; double-stranded DNA binding. The record is from RefSeq and is a predicted model, not a curated record.